Porites evermanni is the source of this 1191-nucleotide messenger RNA. The record is from the annotation of a GenBank genome assembly. NCBI's taxonomy places the organism in Eukaryota, Metazoa, Cnidaria, Anthozoa, Scleractinia, Poritidae.
AUGGAACCGUCGAGUCGUUCGUUGUACGUCACGUUGCUGAGUAACACCAGCAAACCGGAAUUUCCCCACAAUACGCCGGCUUCGUUCAAGGUGCGUCUGCCGUACCCGUUGCGCGUCAAGAACUGGCAGGUGGGCGUGGCCGGCGUCUACUUACCCGGGCCACCGAAUGUGGUCUCGCACGCGGUGUCGUCGCAUCCCGUGACGUCGCAUCCGACCGCCCCUCUGACGGAACAUCGACAAUCGAAUUUGUACAAGGGAUCGACCAACCAACGAUUGGUGCGCAUGUAUUCCCGAGCCAUGAAGGGUGACGAUGUGACCAGGACACAAGAGAUCACCUCGACCAUGGAGGACGCCGACAUGCCCGAAGCCACCACGGGGGUGACGUUUAUGAAAAAAGUGGUCCGUUGGUUGCAACAAGAUAGGUUGAAGAAACUCUUUACCGGGUAUAUCUUUGGUACCACCAAGGUGGAUUAUACGCCUCGGUUCGAAUGGAAGGACGAGGCGGGGGUGUCUACGUUGUGGAUCCUGAAUGAUAAAAUCAACAUUGCCUUCAACAAACCGCGCCCUUACUUGGGGUUCAAUCUGGUGUUGGCUGAAACGAUGGGAUGGAUUAAGAAAAAGGAAGACCAAUCGUACGAGCUGGGUCCCAAUUUGUUGAUGUACCCGCAUCUGAAGCGACCCAAGGCCGCCAAGAUCGGGGCCGACGGGGAUAAGAACCAACUGUUCACGUUUACGGAUUACGUGCACGUGAACCGAAACAUGGCGUAUAUGUCCAUGGUGAUGGAUUGGCAGUUUGUGAAUUUGGACGAGGCCUAUGCCCAGGCCACCACGCACGUGUACGUCCCUCCCAAGGUCCUGUGGAAUCGUUUCCGAUGGAUCAUGGACGACGAGAGCGUGUGGAUCAAGGAUGGGAGGAUUAGUUCCUUGGGGUUUGUCAAUCUGGAAGGCUCCCCGCAUUAUUGGAAGAAGAAGACCGUGGGCAUGACGUUGACGAAAAGCGGCAACAAGUACGAACCCAAGUUUGGUUGGGUCAUCGGCACCACCAAGCUGAGCAAGGCCGGCACGUAUAGAAUCAUCGUCGAGAUCUACACGACCGACAAGGUCUUGUUUGACAAGACGAGCGUGACUGCCUGGACUAGUUUCUACGUGCAGAACAUCGACUCGGCCGUGACGACGCACGUGCAUGAAUAA